Molecule: messenger RNA, 1296 nt
Organism: Penaeus indicus
Lineage: Eukaryota; Metazoa; Arthropoda; Malacostraca; Decapoda; Penaeidae
Exons: 5
Coding region: 1-813 (270 amino acids)
Source: RefSeq, a predicted model, not a curated record
AUGCUGGAAGUCAACAUAGAACCCGGAGGGCGCCCGCGUUGGCUGGUGCUGCCUCACGCCCACGGUCCCAACGUCAAUGUCAAACUAGAGGCAGUUGUCAAACAGCCCAGAGAGAUCAAGACCAAGAAGAAGUUCCUAGUCAAGGUGGGCGUGUGGGUGUGCGGGCGUGUGUGGCGUCACGCGGCUUUAGGUCACGCUAUCACGCCCCUCAGGGAGCCCGGCAAUCCUGUCACUGCCCAGCUGCUCCAUCACACGCAGCUGACGGAGGACCUCGGGCUGGUGGAAGUGAGCCUGAGGUGCGACUACUCCGACAACCUCAUGAAGCAGGUGGUGGGCACGUCUAUGGCUGAGGUCAUCCUUACCCUCGAAGUCCUCAGAGCUAAGAACCUGCGCCCUUUCAACCCGGGAUUGCUGUCCAAGGCUAAGCACUCCAAAAAGAAGGAGCACGCUGAGGUGGUUUGUCGGGUUGGGUUGUGGGUGAAGGGCGAGAGAAUCGAAAGAAAGUCGUCCACGCCAGUCAAACUCCCAGUCACUCACGACCCAGUCAUUCGUAACCGUUCUGUGUUCAACAUUCCUCGGGAUCAUCUUCAGAAUGCUGCCCUCAUCGUCAAGGUCCUGUACACCUCGAAGUGGGCGGGCGAGGAUACAGUGGGACGCGUAAAGCUGGGUCCUCUCCUGUACUUGGGGACGUCGCCCGACCAAGCGUCCGUCAACCCUCAGCCGGACUACAACACGUCCAUCACGCUCUCCCACUGGGGCCAGGCUCUCAAAACACCUGGGCCGGUCACCAUGUGGCACCACUUGCAGCUGUGAUUCCUUUUUUACGAGUCGUAGCAUUAUCAGAGUAUCGAGUUGUUACGGGCAAAUGGUGCAGUAUCCUAGGGCGCUAAAGUCUCAGGGCGCCAAACAAAUUCUGGACAAUUUAGUCAGAGCUACAGGCUCAGUUAUCUUAUUAAUGUGGUCAGAGAACAUAUAAAAGAGGCUGCCUUGUGUGCAUCAGUUUUGCAGUCGCCCGAAUAAUCUGGUGUAAUUGUCUUACCAUAUUUAUUAGCGCAUGUAUAUAUCUUGCUUUGCGUACGUUUGAUAGCUAUGUAUAGCAUUACUACUCUUAGUGUUAAAGAUCCUGGAUAGGAGAACAAAUAUUUAGCUUUAAAGUGAGUGAAAGAACAUCGGUUGUAAGAAUUGGUGUACUAUAUAAAUUGAUGAGUGUCUUAUUGUAUAUCAUUUUAUCUCAGGUUAUGGUUGCUAUAACCUAUCGACAUGUUAUAUUUUGAAGAAAUAUAUUUUGAUUUCUCA